This is a messenger RNA of Dichotomopilus funicola, 1494 nucleotides long. Its product is annotated as acyltransferase family-domain-containing protein. NCBI's taxonomy places the organism in Eukaryota, Fungi, Ascomycota, Sordariomycetes, Sordariales, Chaetomiaceae. Gene Ontology annotation, biological process: polysaccharide biosynthetic process. The record is from RefSeq and is a predicted model, not a curated record. Gene Ontology annotation, molecular function: acyltransferase activity, transferring groups other than amino-acyl groups. Gene Ontology annotation, cellular component: membrane. Bases 1 to 1494 code for a protein of 497 amino acids. The transcript has a single exon.
AUGCCGAGCGACCUCGACGGAUCGACUGAGCCAAAACGGGACGACGACCUGCAGCUCGGUUUCGAGGCCCCCUCAUCCGACAUGACGGCCGUCGCGUCAUGGCUUGCCUCCGCUGGGGGGUCCGGCCUCAUGCGCGUCCUUUCACCAUGGUCGUCCAAACCCGCUAGCCAGCCCGAGAAACUGAGGCCAACGGCAUACCUCGACGGCUUGAGAGGGUUUGCAGCAUUCUUGGUUUACUGGCACCACCACGAAUUAUGGGCUCACGUGCCCCCUCAACUCACGGCCUUGGAAUCGAGUUUUGGCUUCAAGGGCCAACACUACUUCGCCGCCCUCCCUGGUGUCCGCAACUUUUUCCACGGCGGCCACUUUGCUGUGGCGACAUUCUUCGUCAUCUCCGGCUACGUAUUGUCCGCCAAACCCAUUAGCCUCAUCCAGGCGGGAGACCAGGCAAAGCUGGCCGACAACCUCGGCUCAGCGCUCUUCAGGAGAUGGCUUCGGCUCUACAUUCCAAUCCUUGCCACAACCUUUAUUUACAUGACAUUUGUUCAUGCUUUCGGAAUAUGGGUUGAUGGACUGGAUGCCAAAUCCACCUACCUGCAGGCAGCAUGGGACUGGUACGCCGAGAUCAAGAACUUCAGCUUUGUCUUUAACUCAGGCCAAAUCGGCUGGCUGAGUUACAACUUCCAUUUGUGGUCGAUCCCCAUUGAGUUCAAGGGCUCCAUCGUCAUCUACACCGCGUUACUCGCCUUUUCGCGAUGCACCCGCAACGCCCGCCUGUGGUGUCAGGUUGGAAUCAUUUUCUACUUCCUGUACAUCGCCGACGGCUGGUUCUGCGCCCUUUUCACGGCCGGCAUGCUCAUCAACGACCUGGAGCAACUGGCCGCCAAGGACGACUUACCCUCCUUCUUCGACCGGUUUAAGCCGCACAAAACCACCAUUUUUUACACCCUGCUCGCCAUUUCCACGUACCUAGGUGGCUGCCCUGCUCACAGCGCGGACGUUGCGGAGCUUCGGAAGAACCCUGGCUGGUACUUCCUCUCGUUCCUCAAGCCCCAGGCCGUCUUCGACGCGAAGUGGUUCUACCUGUUCUGGGCGUCUGUCCUGCUCGUGGCGUCGACACCGCACAUCGCCUGGCUCAAGCGCUUUUUCGAGACCCGCUUCUGUCAGUAUCUUGGCCGCAUUUCGUUCUCGCUGUACCUCGUUCAUGGCCCGGUGCUAUGGACGCUCGGCGACCGCCUCUAUGCGGCGGUUGGUUGGCCCAAGGACUCGCGGAUAACCAAUAUUCCUCAGUGGGUGGAUGUGUUCCCACUUCCCAAGACGGGGCCGCUAGGAUUGGAGAUCGCCUUCCUGGUACCGCAUAUCAUCUUGCUCCCUGUCACGCUGUACCUCGCAGAGGUGGUUACAAGAGCAUUUGACGAGCCUAGCGUCAAGUUCCCGCAGUGGUUCUACCGGUCCACCACGACGGCGGCACGCCCGGCAAGGUUGCCCGCGUAA